AUGUCUUUUGACGAUGCUCUCCUGAAAGCACUUAAUCAUAGUACUACGCAUCAUGCAUUUGAUGGUUAUAUUUUACCUGGAUUUCGUGUCUGGCAGCUGUGUGCAAUUCUAAAACCAGCAAUUUUACGCUUGUUUACAGUUGUCGUUGUUUGUUGUUUUUCAAGAGUUCGUAUACCACGCACAAAGCGACAGAUAGAAUUAAGUGCAGCUAAGCGGAAAAUGCGAAAAAAGCACAUCGAACAAAAGCAACAAAAUCUACAGUCUUAUCCGCAAGGUAUUUUUUAUUUUGUGCUUGCUUUUCUUUUUUUCCUGUACACUGGAAGUCGGUUAACAACAUAA
Messenger RNA from Enterobius vermicularis (human pinworm), 339 nucleotides. Lineage: Eukaryota; Metazoa; Nematoda; Chromadorea; Rhabditida; Oxyuridae. The record is from the annotation of a GenBank genome assembly.